AUGGAGAAGUUUCGGGCAGAGGUCGAACAGAGCCAGACUCUGAGCCAGGAGGAGACUGAAACCACAGCCACGAUCCCAUUUGCGACGACCGAUAUAUCCGGUAUCUCUCUGGACGCACCCUCCGGAUCGGGUUCUAGCAGCAGCAAUGGCUCUAGGUUGCAUAUCGCUACGGAUCUUCACCUGGAAAAUAAGUUUGAACCGGUCAGAGUCGUGGCGGGCCAAGACAGGAGUGAAAACAUUGGCAAUUACAUCUCCGUGGCCAGACGGCGGGGUCUGCCGCAGCUGAAUCUGCAGCAGGCCGAAACGUACAUCUUCGAGCUACCAAAUAGCUCCAACCAGUCUCUCGAGCCUGAAGUGGCGGAUGCCAAGGAUGCCAAGGAUACCAAUAUACCAACCAUUCAGGUCAACCCGCCCAUCCCUCAGAAUCCGGAGCUUGAGCCGGUGGCACCCGAGUCUCUUGACAGUUCCCUGCUGACAGUCUCGCAGCCCAGGUUGAGCAGUAUUAAAGAUCGUAUUAUGCUCUUUGAGCGGACAUGCUUUCCACCAUCCGUGUCUACCGAGCCGGCCACUGCCGUAUGUCAGGGCGCAGACACACAGGAAAAUAGUGCCACAACCCCUCUGACUCCGUCAAUCAAUAUGGUCGAAUUGAACUCCGACAGAAUCGGUGCUGGUUGCUGUACCGUUGAGCCGUCCCAGGUGCUGGUGGAGCACAUGCAGCCCAAGGCGGAUGCGGAGGUGGAGGCCCACAGCGGCUGCCACCAGAUGGAAGAAGCUCAGCGCUUGGAGCAGCCAAACCCCACUCUGGACCAAGAAAUCGACCUCAUGAUCGAGCGCGCUUUGAACGAGGUGAACAAGAUGGCUGUGGCCCCCAACGAAGUGGACAAGCUGAGAAACUACCUCCAGGCCAACAAGGAUCGAUUCAACAAGCUGGUUCAGUACCAGUAUGACGAGAGCCUGCGUAUGCAAGUAGAGUUUGAUCGCCAGCAGAAGUUCCUCAUCAAACAGAUUUGCGCGGAAAUAGAGAUGCCGUUCGCACCGCUGUCGGAGCAUACCAGCACCCGGUCUCUGCAGCAGCACCUGGCCAGCAGCUCACAGGCCGAUGAGCCCAUUAGCAAUAGCAUGGCUACCACAAGUGGCGCUGAUUCGCCCUAUCUUGUACCUAUGGCGGACAGCUACAUCCCCAGUCACCCUCUCCUCAAGGGCCUUCUUGGAACAGGCCAAGGGGUUCUCAAGAGCUCUGAGCACGAGUCGAAGUCACUGUCCGGGACUAGUGCUGCAAGCACGGGGCGAUCCGGCCAGAUGCCACCGCGCAAAAGCAACCUGAAGAAUAGCAAGCGUCCAGCUGCCAGGUCUGCAUCCACCGUCCAAAAAAGCAACAACUGCAGAGCUCCAGAGCCAGUGCUCACAGGAGUUGCAUUCCAGCGCGUCGUGGGUGGCGGUGGAGGAAGUGUAGGCAGCGAAGGUCUUAAGAAGACUUCACUAGGAAGGGGCAAUGGAACCGCCACCAGGUCCCGCAGCACUGCACGCCGUCCUCCCCAGGGGCAGCAGCAACAGCAGCAACAGCAGCGUAGUGCAUCAAAAGCCAGGAAGACAUCAACGCCCAAGCGCGGACGCAAUGUGAGUUCACACAAGUAG
Messenger RNA from Drosophila miranda, 1635 nucleotides. RefSeq lists its product as uncharacterized. NCBI's taxonomy places the organism in Eukaryota, Metazoa, Arthropoda, Insecta, Diptera, Drosophilidae. The coding region runs from base 1 to 1635 and encodes 544 amino acids. The record is from RefSeq and is a predicted model, not a curated record. The transcript has a single exon.